UGCAGGGUGCAGCAUGGCAUAAAUACAGCAGUCAGUCUUCCCAUCUUCCACCUCCUAUUUCCACGCUUGAAAGCAUCCAGCUCCAGAGAGCAAAAGAAGCCAAGAUGAAGGUGCAGAUCCUUGCUGCUUUCCUCGUCAUCUGCCUCCUCUCUCUGGACGGCGCCAGAGCAGCCCCAUGGAACUCUGGCAGCUUCGAUAACAACGCAGCGGGUGAUGACAGCUUCAACAACAAUGGGAAUGGAGGAUACUAUGGAGCUGGGAAUAGAGGCAGCUUUGAUGGCAACAAUGUGGGUGACGACAGCUUCAAUAACAAUGGAAAUAGCGGAGAACCGUUUCUAUAUUAUUAGGCACCUAGAAUCCAGCCACAGCAGCUAUUUUGAUGUCUUCUGACUUGCCUAUUCACCCGUCUCUGUCUGAAAUCACAUAGCACUGUUCUGUGGAAUGGGCUUAUCCCUGGCUCCUUCAAUGAUUUGACUGUAGGGUACAGGUCUGACCCAUCUGCCUUGGCAAAUAAAACUACUUUACACACAA
Messenger RNA from Alligator mississippiensis (American alligator), 531 nucleotides. RefSeq lists its product as uncharacterized. The coding region runs from base 105 to 347 and encodes 80 amino acids. The transcript has 6 exons. The record is from RefSeq and is a predicted model, not a curated record. NCBI's taxonomy places the organism in Eukaryota, Metazoa, Chordata, Crocodylia, Alligatoridae.